AUGUCAAGAAACGUGGUGCUAACAGUGGUUGCCACAGCCGCUAUAACUACUGCAGCGGUGGAACUAUACCACAGAUACUGUGCUCCACUCAAGAAAUCCACAACGAAGAAGACUUUGCAGCCACCCAGACAACGAAAAUUUUCACCUGAUGAAUAUUCAGAAGAGCUCAUUCGUGAACAACUAGCAAGAAACUAUGCAUUCCUCACUGUAGAAGGAAUGGCCAAAGUACGAAAUCAGAGGAUUAUAGUUGUUGGUGCUGGUGGUGUUGGAUCUUGGGUUGCAACCAUGCUUGCACGUUCGGGAGUUGAGCAUUUACGAAUAAUUGAUUUUGAUCAAGUGUCAUUGAGUUCAUUAAACCGUCAUGCUGUGGCGACGAUAUCGGAUGUUGGUAUUUCCAAAGUUGAUUGUUUGAAAACCCACUUGUUGCAAAUUGUACCAUGGAUUGAAAUUGAUGUGCAAAAUAAGUUGUGGAAUUUGGACCUGGCCCAAGAGUUGCUAGAUUUCAACCCCACUUAUGUCAUUGAUUGUAUUGAUAAUUUCGAUACCAAGUGUGAUUUAUUGACCUAUUGUCAUCAGCAUGGCAUCCCCAUUGUUUCAUCAGGUGGUGCAGCUACUAAGUCUGACCCAACUCGAAUCAAUGUUGCUGAUAUAUCCAAAACUGAAGAAGAUCCCUUGUGUAAAAAAAUUCGUAUUGUAUUGAAAAAGAGAGGUAUAACCACUGGUAUUCCAUUUAUAUUCUCAGCCGAGAAGCCUGAUCCAAGAAAGGCUAAACUUUUACCAUUGGCGGAAGAAGAGAUUGUCAAGGGUGAAGUUGAUCAAUUAUCUGCGUUGAAGGAUUUUCGUGUUCGUAUAUUACCGGUGUUGGGAACUAUGCCUGGUAUGUUUGGUUUGGCAAUUGCUACAUAUAUCUUGACUACAGUAUCUGGCUAUCCAAUGGAACCAAUUGAAGGUAAAAACAGGUACAAAAUCUAUGAUGACAUGUUGCAAAGUUUGGCAGGACAGCAAUUGCGUAUCGGUGAAGAAGAUCAACGGGUCAAGAUUUCCAUGGCUGAUGUAAGUUACAUCUUGGAAGAAGUGUUUAGAGGUAAAUCACCCAUAUCAAACUAUUCAACUAGAUUAGCAUUGAGUAAAUGGGAUCCAUCAAAGGAAAUUAGUUUGCAAAAUGUUGUGGUUAUGACGAAAGAUGAGCAAAGAAAACAUGAAAAGAGAGUAUUGAUUGGUGGGGAAAAAUUAGAGGAUGUUUAUCUGAAAGAGGUUAUUGAUUUGGUGAAAUCUAGACAUGCUGAUGAAGCGUACUAUUCAAAGUUUAGAUAG
Molecule: messenger RNA, 1314 nt
Organism: Lodderomyces parapsilosis
Lineage: Eukaryota; Fungi; Ascomycota; Pichiomycetes; Serinales; Debaryomycetaceae
Product: tRNA threonylcarbamoyladenosine dehydratase
Exons: 1
Coding region: 1-1314 (437 amino acids)
Biological process (GO): cyclic threonylcarbamoyladenosine biosynthetic process
Cellular component (GO): mitochondrial outer membrane
Molecular function (GO): tRNA threonylcarbamoyladenosine dehydratase activity; ubiquitin-like modifier activating enzyme activity
Source: RefSeq, a predicted model, not a curated record